AUGAUGGGAUCGGACGCCAACGGACGACAUGUGAAAAAUUCUUCUUGGAACACCGGUCUCGUUUUAGCGACACGUCUGUCAGAAAACCCAUCAACGUCCGAGUCAGUGCUUGUCUGGGAGGCAGGCGGUGCUCAUCUCGAUGACGACACUCUCUCGCGAAGGAAACACAACAUCACGCCAAAGACAGAAUAUUCACAUGGCCAGCCAAGGGGAAAGGGAUUUGGAGGCAGUUCCGCGAUCAACAAUCUGCUCUGGAAAAAGCCGGCGCUCAAGCACAUUGAAGCAUGGGGUGCGCUUGUCAACGAUGGAUGGACUUGGGAAAAAUUCCAAACAUAUUCCAAGAAAUCGGAGAGGCGCUGCCGUCACGUCCUUUCCGCCAGUCAUCUCAAGCCUCGAGGAAGAUUUCAGAAGGCAAUGGAGGUCCACAAUGUCCCGACCAUCCAAGACUCAAUAAUUCUCAGGGGCGGUAAACUCGCUUUAUCCAAUCACGACUUCCUCCACCUAAUUUUCACUCAGCCCUGCCGAACAUCUCCUUCUCUGUCCACUUUGGACCCAUCAACCCAUCGUCGAUCUUACGCCACUAAUGUAACUGAGAUUGUUACAACGAAUCUCAACGGAAUAAUCACCGCUACUGGUGUCAAAUUUGUCAAAAGUGACAAUACCUACACGGCAGAUGUCGCUGGUGAAGUGUGCCUGACAUCUGGUGCUAUCAUGUCUCCGCAGAUACUCGAGAUGUCUGGUAUCGGUGAUCCUGCUGUUCUUGAACGGGCGGGAUUCAAGGUGAAACUUGACCUCCCUGGUGUUGGAACGAAUGUCCAGGAACAUCUAUACAGCGGAGUAACCUUCGAAUUGACGAAUCACUUCGUGGUAAUCGCAGCCCCGCAAUGCGAGGAGAAGGAUGCGGGACUCGCCGUGCAGUACAAGCUACAAGCCGAGCAUCUUCGGGAGAAGGUCCCAAGUCUCGAGAUCCUAUAUCAGAGUCGCCGACUUGUUGCGUCGAUCUUACAAGCUGUGGCAUAUGUCAUAGCAGAACGAGUAUGUCCAUCUUCCAUGAUCUGGGAAGCGUACAAACUUGAAACGCUUUGGGGAACCUUGCAAAUUUAG
Suillus clintonianus is the source of this 1104-nucleotide messenger RNA. RefSeq lists its product as uncharacterized. NCBI's taxonomy places the organism in Eukaryota, Fungi, Basidiomycota, Agaricomycetes, Boletales, Suillaceae. The record is from RefSeq and is a predicted model, not a curated record. Gene Ontology annotation, molecular function: oxidoreductase activity, acting on CH-OH group of donors; flavin adenine dinucleotide binding. The transcript is spliced from 16 exons. The coding region runs from base 1 to 1104 and encodes 367 amino acids.